This is a messenger RNA of Acomys russatus (golden spiny mouse), 1783 nucleotides long. RefSeq names its product propionyl-CoA carboxylase subunit beta (gene Pccb). The record is from RefSeq and is a predicted model, not a curated record. Gene Ontology annotation, cellular component: mitochondrion. The coding region runs from base 40 to 1659 and encodes 539 amino acids. The transcript has 15 exons. NCBI's taxonomy places the organism in Eukaryota, Metazoa, Chordata, Mammalia, Rodentia, Muridae. Gene Ontology annotation, molecular function: propionyl-CoA carboxylase activity.
CAGGUGCGCUGGUCAGUGUAGCACGCUGGCAGAGUAGAAAUGGCGGCGGCGAUCCGGGCGGCGGCGGCUGGAGCAAGGCUCAGCGUUCUGGAUCGCGGCCUCCGCACCACGAUCCGCAGCCUUUGCAGCCAGCCUGUGUCAGUUAACGAGCGCAUCGACAACAAGCGCCAUGCCGCGCUGCUGGGCGGAGGCCAGCGCCGCAUCGACGCGCAGCACAAGAGAGGAAAGCUGACUGCCAGGGAGCGGAUCAGCCUCCUGCUGGACCCCGGCAGCUUCGUGGAGAGCGACAUGUUUGUGGAACACAGAUGUGCUGACUUCGGAAUGGCUGCUGAUAAGAAUAAGUUUCCUGGAGAUAGCGUGGUCACUGGACGGGGCCGAAUCAAUGGACGAUUGGUUUAUGUCUUCAGUCAGGACUUUACAGUUUUUGGAGGCAGCCUGUCAGGAGUGCAUGCUCAAAAGAUCUGCAAAAUCAUGGACCAAGCCAUCACAGUGGGGGCUCCCGUGAUUGGGCUCAAUGACUCUGGGGGUGCUCGAAUCCAGGAGGGGGUGGAGUCCUUGGCUGGCUACGCAGACAUCUUCCUGAGGAAUGUCACAGCGUCUGGAGUCAUCCCUCAGAUUUCUCUGAUCAUGGGCCCGUGCGCCGGUGGGGCCGUCUACUCCCCGGCGCUAACAGACUUCACAUUCAUGGUGAAGGGCACAUCAUACCUGUUCAUCACUGGCCCUGACGUCGUAAAGUCUGUUACCAAUGAGGAUGUCACUCAGGAGCAGCUGGGUGGCGCCAAGACCCACACCACUGUGUCAGGUGUGGCCCACAGAGCUUUCGACAACGACGUGGAUGCCCUGUGUAACCUGCGGGAGUUCUUCAACUUCCUGCCCCUCAGCAGCCAGGACCCGGCUCCUGUCCGCGAGUGCCAUGACCCCAGUGACCGUCUGGUUCCUGAGCUGGACACAGUGGUCCCUCUGGAGUCAAGCAAAGCCUACGACAUGCUGGACAUCAUACACUCAGUGAUUGAUGAGAGAGAGUUUUUUGAGAUCAUGCCCAAUUAUGCAAAGAACAUUGUCGUUGGGUUUGCAAGGAUGAACGGGAGGACCGUUGGGAUUGUUGGCAACCAGCCCAAGGUGGCCUCAGGGUGCUUGGACAUUAACUCCUCGGUGAAAGGGGCUCGUUUUGUCAGAUUCUGUGACGCAUUCAACAUCCCACUCAUCACUUUUGUUGACGUCCCUGGUUUUCUGCCUGGCACUGCGCAGGAAUAUGGUGGCAUCAUCCGGCACGGCGCCAAGCUGCUAUACGCGUUUGCCGAGGCAACGGUGCCCAAAAUCACAGUCAUCACCAGGAAGGCCUAUGGAGGUGCCUAUGAUGUCAUGAGCUCCAAACACCUUCUUGGUGACACCAACUAUGCCUGGCCUACAGCUGAGAUUGCAGUCAUGGGUGCAAAGGGCGCUGUGGAGAUCAUCUUCAAAGGACACCAAGAUGUGGAAGCUGCCCAGGUGGAGUACGUGGAGAAGUUUGCCAACCCUUUCCCUGCAGCUGUGAGAGGGUUUGUGGAUGACAUCAUCCAGCCAUCCUCUACUCGUGCCCGGAUAUGCUGUGACCUGGAAGUCUUGGCCAGCAAGAAGGUCCAUCGUCCUUGGAGGAAACACGCAAAUAUCCCACUGUGAACAGAUCUAAAGGAAAAUAGAUCAACAAUUGAAAAACUGGCCAUUUGUAGCCUACCCCUGCCUUCUACAAUCAUGAAAAAACAGGAUCUACAUACCUUGGAAGUUGAUUAAAUUGCAGAAAGAG